ACUCUGCCCGACCGAAAUGCCCGCAUCGUGUGUUACUUCUCCAACUGGGCCAUCUACAGGCCGGGUCUUGGCAGUUACACGAUCGACGACAUCCCCGGCGACAAGUGCACGCACAUCGUGUACUCUUUCAUCGGCGUCUCCAACGUCACGUGGGAGGUGCUCGUGCUGGACCCGGAGAUCGACGUGGAGAAGAAUGGCUUCGGCAACUUCACUGCCCUCAAGAAGAAGUGGCCGCAUCUCCAGACCAUGCUUGCGAUCGGCGGGUGGGGCGAGGGAGGCAAAAAGUACUCGCAGAUGGCAGGUGUUCCCGAGAGGAGAACCUCCCUUAUUAACAGUGUUAUCCAAUACAUGCACAAGUAUGGCUUUGAUGGCUUCGACCUGGAUUGGGAGUACCCCGGUGCCGCAGACAGAGGUGGCACUUUCAAGGAUAAGGAUACGUUCAGGGACUUCGUGAGAGAGUUACGAACUGCCUUCGACAAAGAGAACAAAGGCUGGGAGAUCUCUAUGGCUGUUCCUGUGGCUAAGUUCCGUCUACAAGAAGGCUAUCAUGUCCAGGAGCUUUGCUACUUGCUCGAUGCAAUCCACGUAAUGACAUAUGACCUGCGAGGUAACUGGGCUGGCUUCGCAGACGUCCAUUCACCUCUUUAUAAGAGACCCUUCGAUCAGUGGGCUUACGAGACCCUCAAUGUCAACGACGGACUCCAACUCUGGGUAAAUCUCGGGUGCCCGAAAGACAAACUCAUCGUCGGCGUGCCCUUCUACGGUAGGACUUUCACCCUUGGCAGUAAGGACAACAACGGCCUUCGUGCCCCUGUGAAGAAGUGGGAGGGAGGAGGAAAGAAGGGCCCAUACACCGGGGCAAAGGGCUUCUUGGCCUACUAUGAGAUCUGCCCCCUCGUUGGAGACCCGCAGUCCGAUUGGCCGAGGAAGUUCGACGACAUCGGCAAAUGCCCUUACACCCACAACGUCCACGGCACCUGCGGCUCCGUCAAUCCUCUGAUCACCGUCCUCCACGACUACAUGAAGGACUACGUCGUCCCCACGCCCCCGCCGACGACCACCACGCCCAAGGUCACCUGGUGGAAGCCGUGGGAUGCCUCGUCCACCACGCCUACGCCCGUGGAGGUGCCCAGCAAGAAACCAGCUACAGAGGCUGCUCCUCCGGCCGAAGCUGCGCCUCCUCCGGCCGGAGCUGCGCCUCCUCCGGCCGGAGCUGCGCCUCCUCCGGCCGGAGCUGCGCCUCCUCCGGCCGGAGCUGCGCCUCCUCCGGCCGGAGCUCCGCCUCCUCCGGCUGCAUCCAUCCCUGCACCCGAGCCCCUGCAGCCAGGCCAGUUCGACUGCAGCGUGCAGCAGUACUACCCUCAUCCCAUGUGUAAUAAGUAUUAUUGGUGUGUCCAUGGAGAGCCUGUAGAGUUCUCUUGCAGGGAAGGGACUGUGUGGGACCAAGAAAGCAAGAUUUGCAACUGGCCCGCUCUUGCAAACAGAAGCAACUGCUCAUAACUUCAUCGCGUCUUUCCUGCGUGACUACGAUAAGAAAGAACACAGAAAUGUUUCCUUUUCCUUUUUCCUUCCGAAUAUUUUUACUGCCUGUGUUACGGAAGACUCGUCAUAACUUCGUUACAAAAUGUAUGCAACGAUUGUUCAAAUAAUUAUACGUUUGUAUCCCUUGUGCGUUGGUCGUGAGGAGUGAUGUACCAGAAUAGGCUCUAUAUAUCAAUGAUAAAAUACUGAAAAAAAAAAGAAUUACGCUAAGACGUUUGCUCAA
Messenger RNA from Penaeus monodon (black tiger shrimp), 1765 nucleotides. RefSeq names its product endochitinase-like. NCBI's taxonomy places the organism in Eukaryota, Metazoa, Arthropoda, Malacostraca, Decapoda, Penaeidae. Gene Ontology annotation, cellular component: extracellular region. The record is from RefSeq and is a predicted model, not a curated record. The transcript has 9 exons. Gene Ontology annotation, molecular function: chitinase activity; chitin binding. Gene Ontology annotation, biological process: carbohydrate metabolic process; chitin catabolic process. The annotation marks the transcript as partial.